Messenger RNA from Anopheles gambiae (African malaria mosquito), 950 nucleotides. It is a transcript of the gene Fer2LCH, whose product is annotated as ferritin light chain. Gene Ontology annotation, molecular function: ferric iron binding; ferrous iron binding. Gene Ontology annotation, cellular component: cytoplasm. The transcript has 2 exons. Bases 44 to 745 code for a protein of 233 amino acids. The record is from RefSeq and is a predicted model, not a curated record. Lineage: Eukaryota; Metazoa; Arthropoda; Insecta; Diptera; Culicidae. Gene Ontology annotation, biological process: intracellular iron ion homeostasis; iron ion transport.
GUGACAGGCAGUGUGAGUGAACGAGUGAAAAAAGAAGAAAAAAAUGAUGGCAAAGAUGAAUGUUGUGUUUGUGUUGGGCUUUGUGCUGGUGGCUUCCGCCUUUGCGACGGACCUUAGUGCAAAUGACUGCGAAAUCAACGUGGAGGAGUGUUCGCCGACCUACUCCAGCUUUCUGUCGCGUUCCGGCAAGACGGUGGAGAACGAUCUGAAGCAGUACACUAGCCAGCUGGUGGACAAAUCGUUCCACUUCCUGAUGAUGUCGUCCGCGUUCAACAAGCACAGCCUGGACCGCCCCGGGUUCGAGAAGCUGUACCGCAAGAUCAGCGACAAGGCCUGGGCGGAUGCGAUCGAGCUGAUCAAGUACCAGAGCCGCCGCGGCUCGUUCGGCCAUCUGGUGCAGCCGAGCAAGGGCGAAAACUACGGCAAGGUGCUGGACGUGCAGGAGCUGAGCUCGCUGCAGUUCGCGCUGGACUACGAGAAGCAGAUGGCGAAGGAGGCGCACGCCAUCCAUCGCAAGAUUUCGCACGCCCACUCGAAGGCCGGCUCGAACGGCUCGGACGACGUCUACCAUUACGAUCCGGACGCGGCCCACUACCUGGACGAGAACAUCAUCGAGUACCAGUCGGGUGUGGUGCGCGAUCUGGCCGGCUACGUGCACAACCUGAAGCACUUCACCUCGGCGAAGCACGCGGCCAACGAUUUGGGCAACCAUGUGUUCGACGAGUUCCUGGCUAAGGUGGAGUAAGACUGGUAGGUCCGCCGGGUCAGCGCGUUUGCUGCAGGGAGAAAGGUUGGCAACAGUUGUAAGCGAUCGCAUGAUCGUGUUGCUUAGAGCGCCACUCCCUUGGCUAAAUAAAAAAAAAACAAACAAUGUAUUUGCAGAGAGUUUGAAAUAAACAUUAAAAUUCCAACAUGUGAUCCACAAAAUGGAAGAAAAUAAUAAUCCAGAA